AUGACAUUAAGCCAGAUUAGUACUUUUCCAUUGCCUUUCCUUAUUCAUUCAAAGACCUGCAAAGAGUCGCCUCUUCCACUCCUAUCUUCGCGUCUCCUACUCCUAUCUUCGCGUCUCCUACUCCUCUCUUCGCGUCUUCCACUACUCUCUUCGCGUCUCCUACUCCUCUCUUCGCAUCCCCUACUCCUCUCUUCGCGUCUUCCACUCCUCUCUUCGCGUCUCCCACUCCUCUCUUCGCGUCUCCUACUCCUCUCUUCGCGUCUCCUACUCCUCUCUUCGCGUCUUCCACUCCUCUCUUCGUGUCUUCCACUCCUCUCUUCGCGUCUCCCUCUCUCUUCGCGUCUUCCACUCCUCUCUUCGCGUCUUCCUCCUCUCUUCUCUCCCUCCCUGUCUUCGUCCCCUUCCUCCUCCCUCUCUCGCGUCUUCCACUCCUCUCUUCGCGUCUCCUACUCCUGUCUUCGCAUCCCCUACUCCUCUCUUCGCGUCUCCUACUCCUCUCUUCGCGUCUCCCUCCUCUCUUCGCGUCUUCCACCCUCUUUUCGCGUCUCCUCUCCUCUCUUCGCGUCUCCUACUCCUCUCUUCGCGUCUUCCUCCUCUCUUCGCGUCUCCUACUCCUAUCUUCGCGUCUUCCACUCCUCUUUUCGCGUCUCCUACUCCUCUCUUCGCGUCUCCUACUCCUCUCUUCGCGUCUUCCACUCCUCUCUUCGCGUCUUCCACUCCUCUCUUCGCGUCUCCUACUCCUCUCUUCGCGUCUCCUACUCCUCGCGUCGCGCAUUUGCGCUUUCCUUUAAAACCCUUAUCUCUUUCUUUCUUUCUUUCUUUCUUUCUUUCUUUCUUUCUUUCUUUCUUUCUUUCUUUCUCUCAACUUCUCUUUCUCUUUACACCUCUCUCUCUUUCCAUCUCUCUCUCUCUACUUCUCUCUCAACUAACGAGAGGGCAUUUGCACUUUCCUUUAAAACCCUUAUCUCUUUCUUUCUUUCUUUCUUUCUUUCUUUCUUUCUUUCUUCCUUUCUUUGUCUCUCAACUUCUCUUUCUCUUACCAUCUCUCUCUCUUUCCAUCUCUCUCUCUCUCUACUUCUCUCUCAACUAACGAGAGGGCAUUUGCACUUUCCUUUAAAACCCUUAUCUCUUUCUUUCUUUCUUUCUUUCUUUCUUUCUUUCUUUCUUUCUUUCUUUGUCUCUCAACUUCUCUUUCUCUUACCAUCUCUCUCUCUUUCCAUCUCUCUCUCUCUACUUCUCUCUCAACUAACGAGAGGGUAA
Messenger RNA from Acanthosepion pharaonis, 1260 nucleotides. The record is from the annotation of a GenBank genome assembly. Lineage: Eukaryota; Metazoa; Mollusca; Cephalopoda; Sepiida; Sepiidae.